AUGGGCGCUACAAUGAGCGCUGAAGAAUUCCUGGCCAAUGUUGAAGGCGGCAUCGUGCCAGUGACCUGCCAUGAGGAUGUCUUGCGGAUCGCAUUGAUCUAUCUGGACGAGGGGCUGUGGACCGGCAAUGGGGUGUUCGAUGUUGUGGAGAAGCUACACGCGCAUGGCUUGUCCUUUGGUGAGGGUGAUUUACGCUUUAAUCGUUCCCUGGAUAUAUUCUACCUCGCACAGCUAGCAGCAGCCAUCUACCGCUAUUCCUCCCAACUGGAGGAUGACUUCCCCUCCUUCUCUGAUUUCCCUGCCUUCUACACAGCCCACCACGCCCUCCUGCACGCCUCCGCCUGGCGCUCCUACUACUCUACCCCCUUCCUCACCCAGCGCACCACAGCGCGCUUCUACCGCCUGCCCGACCUCCAGGACCUCCCCGACUCCUCCUCCCCACUAUGCCAGCCGCGCCAGAGUCCGGCAUCCGUACACGUCCUGAAACUCCCCCGCUGGGCCUACACUGUCGGGUGCACACGCCGUAGGCAGCCCUUUCUGCCAUGUGCGGCUCUUACUGCAGUAGCCCUCAGCACGCUGGAGGCAACUAUGACACGCCUGCACACGGCCUACCCCAGCGCACCACCCUAUUCCGAAUCGCAUGCGCGCUUCUGGCUUGACUAUUUUACUCCUGAUCCAUCUCCGUCUCGCGUGGCUAAGGUACCUCCCCGGGAAGCAUGGGGGCCCAAUAGCUUUGGGAUAUUGGUCGCGCAGGGAAAGUAUGAUAUACAAGGGUUGGAAGCAGAGUACCUCGCACAGGUAUCGGGGGGAGAGGUUACCGAGGGCGAUAGCCUGUCGGAGCAGGUGAUCUGGUGUGGGUUGCCGGAUGGAGGGAUUGGAGAGCAGGCGUGGUGGAGGGGGUGGGAGGAAGAGGUCGGGAGUGAGGAGGAGGUAGAGUUCCUAGCCGCUGUUGCGGUGGAGGAGACAGUUGGAUUCGGACUCCAAGGAAUCGAGAUGGAUGAGUUGGACUUGUCAAUCCGGUCACAUAUACUACUAGCGGUCAUGCAGGCUGCGGUGAAGGACAGGCAGGAGAGGGAGCGGUUCCUGGGGGAGCUGGAGAGGCGGAUGGUGCAGAAGGGGAGACUCGGCAAGGAGAGGGCAGGGAGGUGGGCCAGGGAGGCCUUGGGGAUCAUGGAACCGUAUGUACGCGAAUGGCAGGGCGUGUGGCCUGGUGCAGAGGAGAGGGGGAAGAUGCUGCGGCGGAUUCUGGUGGAGAAUGCGCAGCUCUUUGCACGCUGGACGGUGUCACCUGUUUCGAAGCAGUUCACUUUUGAGCUGGGGCCGAGGGAGUAAGGGAUUCAAACUACUUGCUUAUUGAGAACAUGAGGUGAUACGGGGUACACCUCAUUCCUGGUGAUCGAUCUCCCAGUGCCCAAUAUUGUUCUUGCUAUAGUAUGCUUUCACUACGGGUGCAGAAUAUACAGGGCAGCGGUUGGCCAAGCGGCGGCUCCCUGUCCAACGUCACGGGUGGAAAGGCGGCCGUUUCUGGCGCCAGAGGCUGUCAUUUUCGGCGUCAUUCUCAUAGGUCCCUAUAUUCUAUAUGUAGAAGAUUGUCCAGGGAAAGUGACCACGCAAAAUAGCCGUUGCAAAGCAGAUAGGUAUACUGUAGAGAGGGAUGACCGUCAUGGAUGUUGUUGAUACACAACCUAUGGACGACGGCAUUGGAUCGUAGAAUUAAACGCAUUGGUCCUCGGAAAUAUGAGUUCACCGUGAGGUCAAGAGGAUAAAGAGAAUGGUGGACGGUGAAAAGCGCCUGGAUUCCAAUUCACGAGUCCAAAACAGCACAUUCAACCAGAGGGUGCAGGAAAACGUGAAAAACGGCGAAAACGAUGAACCCGGUGAAGAGCCGCUGGUUUCUAUGGCUCUGAGUUGAACUCGAAGAUGGCAAUUGAACCAUAGUGGAUGACACCUCCAGGACAUGAAUACAGUAUGAGAAAUGUCGAGGAAAGGAAGCGAGUACUUAUGUUGAUAAUCC
Monascus purpureus is the source of this 2014-nucleotide messenger RNA. NCBI's taxonomy places the organism in Eukaryota, Fungi, Ascomycota, Eurotiomycetes, Eurotiales, Aspergillaceae. The record is from the annotation of a GenBank genome assembly.